Molecule: messenger RNA, 426 nt
Organism: Colletotrichum acutatum
Lineage: Eukaryota; Fungi; Ascomycota; Sordariomycetes; Glomerellales; Glomerellaceae
Exons: 1
Coding region: 258-416 (52 amino acids)
Source: RefSeq, a predicted model, not a curated record
GCCCAAGCAGCCGGCCCAGCAAUGAGCGAGCAAAGCCCAUCUGCGCACCGGUACGGAAUACGGAUAGUGGAUUGUGGGUGGCUGUCUGGCUGGAGAACGAGGACAGGCACGUGAAGGCGAGCGCGAGAGAGAGAGUGAGUGCUGCGCGUUGCAAAGUACAGAGCAGGGCGGUCAGUGAUUUGUGUGCAAGACCAGCGCCAGCCUCGAAUUUGCGAAGCCAAAGUGCGACCAGAGAGUGCAAGGCGGCUCGACGGCAGAUGGUGUGGGUUGUUUGCGUGUUUGCGUACGUGUUUGCUUGUUUCUGCUGUUCUUUGCGGAGUAAAGAAUCGCAUCAUCGCAUGAUGGUUCACGGCUUAUGCUCCUUGCUGCCGGUGCGCGGUGCUGUGGCAGUUUUCUGCCGUGUAUUCGUAUUGUGAUGAAGGUUCC